AUUUUUUUUUCAUUCUCUCUUUAUAUAUUCAUAUAAUUUGGCAUUUACAAUUCCAUCAUUAUUGUAUGUUCGACUGAUGUUACCACUAUUCACGGAAUUUAAGCGCAUGUUCAUCGCAAAACGAUAUUACCUUAGGGCGGAUUGGUAUGUAUACGUUAGAUGCAAGAAUGGUGAUGGACAAAAAGUUGGCUACACUUUGUCGGGACCCGAUUCGAUGAUGCAUCAUUAUUGCUUAUAUUGUAUGCAGUAUAUUAUAAUAAGUGAAAGCAAAUGUAUCUCUGUGUGUGUGUGUUUGUGGAUGUAAUAAUCACAGUUAAAGAAUAUUCGUGAGCACUUAUAUCCGCAUCGUAUAUAUUGUCCGGUGUUCUAUCUUAGGUGCUCUUUUUUUAUUGUUUGGUGAGAAUAACACAAAAUUAUUCGUCUUGUUUGUUUCGGCUAUGGCCACACCAUCAUGUUCAUCGUAAUUUCAUUAUUAUUAUUGGCCAUCAUUUCUAGAUCUAAUUUAAUUGAAUUUAAUGUUCACUUUUAUCAUUUGUCUCAUCACUAUCGAUUGGAAAGUUUGCCGUAGCCAGAAUGUAUGUCAUUCAACAUAUAAUGCCAUCAUCAUCGAUGAAUUGUAACUACAUCCUUUUGAGUUGUAUCAUUCUACUAGCAAUGAUCAUUGCUCCAGUUCGAUCAUUAAAAUGUUUCAUAUGCCAUACAAAUGAUAAUGAACAUUGUAAACUACAAGAUUGUCCAGUUGAUCAGGCAUAUGAUCGAUGUAUGACUACUUUGUAUAAGAAUCCUACUGAUGGACUAAAUAUUAAAAAAGAAUGCGCUCUAGCUCCAUGUCAUCUGCGUGGUCUUAAACAAUUGAAUUUUGCCAAUUUCAAAUCAAAUUGUGAAUCAUCGAAACAAGAUGAUUGUAUAUAUUGCUGUACGGAGGAUGGUUGCAAUAAAGAUUCGGCCAUCAAAUUGAUGGCCAAUGCUACAUAUAUUAUCAAUGUAAUAAUCAUAUGCCUUAUAGUUUCAUUACUAUCAUCAUUUUUAUCAACAACAACAUCAACCAUGAUCAUUUAAUAAUAUAACAAUCUCCAUCUUAAAUAUGUAUCAUCAUAAAAUAUUGGGAAAAUAUUCUGAAGAAGUUAAAAAAAAAUAUCAGAAUCACUCAAAGCAUAAUAUUGAAUAUUCUGUUUCUUGUUUUUGCAGAAUUUUCAUUAUUAAAGGAUUUUUUUUUCGCUUUUGAAAAAUAUCAUUUUCAUCAUCACAUUCGUAGAUACUAAAAAGUACCACACAUGUAAUCACAAAUAAACACGGAUCCACACGAUCAUUCCAAAGAAAAAUACAAUAAAUUCGAACAAAAAAUGGUGAAAUGUGCCAAAAGUAGUUUUGUAAUGAUGUGUCUAAUCAAAUGACAUUGCAUCAAUUAGAAUAAUCAUUAUGGGAAUUAAAAAAAUUCAUAAAAAAACCAACACGAAAUAGCAACAUUUUUUGUGUAAAAAAAAAAAAUAAAUACCUGAUAUAGCAUACAAUCUCUCUCUAUACUGACAUAGUGAAAUAAUUUAUGAAUAAAUAAAAAUGUCUUGUUGUAAAAUUCAAUGUUGUUGUUGUUGUUGUUG
Dermatophagoides farinae (American house dust mite) is the source of this 1598-nucleotide messenger RNA. RefSeq lists its product as uncharacterized. NCBI's taxonomy places the organism in Eukaryota, Metazoa, Arthropoda, Arachnida, Sarcoptiformes, Pyroglyphidae. The record is from RefSeq and is a predicted model, not a curated record.